Messenger RNA from Leucoraja erinaceus (little skate), 1660 nucleotides. Its product is annotated as melanin-concentrating hormone receptor 1-like. Gene Ontology annotation, cellular component: membrane; neuron projection. Lineage: Eukaryota; Metazoa; Chordata; Chondrichthyes; Rajiformes; Rajidae. The coding region runs from base 143 to 1207 and encodes 354 amino acids. Gene Ontology annotation, biological process: neuropeptide signaling pathway. Gene Ontology annotation, molecular function: G protein-coupled receptor activity; neuropeptide binding. The record is from RefSeq and is a predicted model, not a curated record. The transcript has 2 exons.
UGUUGAAUGCGACAGGGAAACUAAUAGGGACGAGUAAAACCAAUCGAGUAACUGUCUCAGGCACAUUGAUAUAGCAACAUUUUUAGCUCUUGCACUGGCUGCGAGCGCGACUGCAAGGAAUAUUUGGGCUCCAGAGGUGGCCAUGAAUAGAUGGAACCAGACCGGUUUAGGAGAUCGGCGUCUGAACGUUACCGAAGACUUCGGCAUGUCGAAUGUGUGGAAUAUGUCCACGGGGCAGUUUUUGGACAACGCAGUGUUGAUGCACAUCCUGCCCUCGGUGUACGGGAUCCUGUGCAUCGUUGGGGUGGGGGCGAACAGCUUGGUCAUCCACAUCCUGCUGACCUGCAAGACCAAGGGGCUGUCGGACAUCUACGUUCUGAGCUUGGCCAUCGCCGACCUGCUGUUCCUGCUGGGGAUGCCCUUCACAAUCCAUCAGCUGGUCAGGGACAGGCACUGGAUCUUCGGACAGUUCAUGUGCAAGGCGGUGACCGUGAUGGAUGUCAGUAACCAGUUUACCACGGUGGGCAUUAUCACCGUCCUCUGUAUAGACAGGUAUAUUGCCAUAGUCCAUCCCACAACAGAGAGGAGGACCAUGCGAUGGACAGUGCUGGUGAAUGGUCUCGUAUGGCUUGUCAGCUUGUCACUGACAGUCCCAGUCAUGUUAUAUUCCAGGACUCUUCAGAUGGGGGACUUUGAAAUAUGUGCAGUGGACUUGCCUUCUGGAGCAAAGGACAUGUACUGGUAUACACUUUAUCAGUCCAUAUUGGGGUUUAUCAUUCCUCUGAUUAUUAUAAGCACCUAUUACUCACUGACUCUCUAUCACGUCUUUAAAUCACUGAGACGAAUGGGUAGGAAGCAAUCGGUGCAGGCAAAGCGGGCGACCAAAACUGUGCUCAUGGUGAUAGCUGUCUUUUUGGUGUGUUGGUCACCUUUUCAUGUGAUGCAGGUACUCAAUUUAACAGCCAUGCAUCCCACCAUGCUUUUUCAUUACAUCUACCACAUCAGCAUCUGUCUGAGCUAUGCCCACAGCUGCAUCAACCCCCUCCUGCUCCUGUUCUGCACAAAGAAUUAUCAGGAGCGCCUGUGUGGUAUUUUGACAAAGAGCAGCACUGCCUCUCAUUUCCAAUUAGCCGUAACUCGAAGAGGUGGGGCGUGUGAAACUGCGGAAAUAGAGUGCAAGACCUCAGAGAAAGAGGCACAUAUUUAAUGCAACUCAGUUUUCUUAAGGUCUGAACAUUCUGUACCCUUAUCAGUUCAGGUCGAUGGAUGCUGCCUGUCCUGCUGAGUUACUCCAGCUUUUUGUGUCCAUCCUCGGUUUAAACCAGCAUCUGCAGUUCCUUCUUACACAGGACGGUUGCUCAUUAUUUCUGACUAUUUCUAGAAACGUUGUUCCUGCCUGACCUCCACAGUGUUUCCAGCAUUUUCAUUUCUUAUACCAGGUAUCAUGUGCCACAGUAAUUUUCUUAGAUGUUAUCACCUUUAUUAUGGAGGUACAAGGGACUGUAGAUGCUGGAAUCUGGAACAAAAAACAAACUGCUGGAGGAACUCUAUAUGGUCAGGCAAUAUAUGCGAAGGGAAAGGAAUUGUUAACAUUUCAGGUCAGGUGUCUGGUUGGCUCCAUCUGCCUAUCAUCCCUCACCCAUCCUCAUUCCACCAUAUG